This is a messenger RNA of Penicillium oxalicum, 495 nucleotides long. Its product is annotated as VOC family protein. NCBI's taxonomy places the organism in Eukaryota, Fungi, Ascomycota, Eurotiomycetes, Eurotiales, Aspergillaceae. The transcript has a single exon. The coding region runs from base 1 to 495 and encodes 164 amino acids. The record is from RefSeq and is a predicted model, not a curated record.
AUGACUUUCCCUACAGAGGACAGUCAUCCAGAUCGAGAUCCAUCUUUACCAAUGGCUGCAGAGCGUGGUACAGGUAGUCGUCCGACCCCAACCAGCCACAUUCGCAUUGCACGUCCGUCGCGAUCGCUCGCCGCUGCCGAGCGGUUUUGGAAGGAUGGAUUGGGCCUAGAGGUCCUCUGGCGCGCCCAGCCCGCCGAGACAGUUGAAGGUGGCCAUGAACUUCUCAUGCUGGGCUGGCCAAGCGCUUCGUGGCAUCUUGAACUGGUGCAGCUGCAUGAUCAAGAUGGUGAAGAGAUGCAGCCACGCCCGACCGAAGAGGAUCUACUGGUGAUUUAUCUGGAUGGACCUGUCGAUCCCGCCGUCGUAGAUGCUUUGCUCGCGGCCGGUGGAAAGAGGGUGGAAUCACCGAAUCCGUAUUGGAACACGUGGGGCGUCACUCUUGAGGAUCCUGAUGGCUAUCGACUCGUGUUGUGUAAGAGACAGUGGAGUAAUUGA